GAAGUGCAUUCUGUCUUCCUGCUUCCUCUCCGCAGCUCAGCGGGUGUUUGUCAACAGUCUUGCGGGCGAACAAGAGGCGCAGGCCGGCGAGCAGCUUCACCGAGCCGCGGCAGCCUCCUCCUCUCCCCGGGGCCCGGCCUCUCUCUGCGCGGCGUGUCUGCACCUCCGCUCCGUGUCUCUCCGCCUCUCUCUGUCUGUCUCUCUCUCCUGGUCUCUGUCUGCCUGUCUGUCUGUCUGUCUGCCUGUCUGUCUGUCUGUCUGUCUACCUGUCUGUCUGUCUGUCUGCCUGUCUGUCGUCAUGAACGUGACUCUGGCGGUGAAGCAGUACGUGUCCAAGAUGAUCGAGAGCAGCGGGCCCGGCAUGAAGGUGCUGCUGAUGGACAAGGAGACGACCAGCAUAGUGAGCGUGGUGUACACGCAGUCGGAGAUCCUGCAGAAGGAGGUUUACCUGUUUGAGCGGAUCGACUCUCAGAACAGAGAGAACAUGAAGCACCUGAAGGCCAUCUGCUUCCUGCGGCCCACCAAGGAGAACGUGGAGCACCUGAUCCAGGAGCUGCGGAGGCCCAAGUACAGCGUCUACUUCAUAUACUUCAGCAACGUCAUCAGUAAGAGUGAGAUCAAGGCUCUGGCUGAGGCCGACGAACAGGAGGUGGUGGCUGAAGUCCAGGAGUUUUAUGGAGACUUCAUCGCUGUGAAUCCUCAUCUGUUCUCCCUCAACCUGCAGGGCGUCUCCAGGGGCCGGAGCUGGGAGCCCUCCAUGUUGUCCCGCUGCACUCAGGGUCUGACCUCCGUCCUGCUCGCUCUGAAGAAAUGUCCCAUGAUCCGCUACCAGCUGUCCUCUGACAUGGCCAAGAGGCUGGCCGAGAGCGUCAAGCAAAUCAUCACCAAGGAGUACGAGCUCUUUGACUUCAGGAAGACAGAAGUUCCUCCUCUGCUGCUGAUCCUGGACCGCAGCGAUGACGCCAUCACGCCGCUGCUCAACCAGUGGACGUACCAGGCGAUGGUCCAUGAGCUGCUGGGUCUGAACAACAACCGCAUCGACCUGUCCAGAGUGCCGGGCAUCAGCAAGGACCUGCGCGAGGUCGUGCUGUCGGCCGAGAACGACGAGUUCUACGCCAACAACCUAUACCUGAACUUCGGGGAGAUCGGGACCAACAUUAAGAACCUGAUGGAGGAUUUCCAGAAGAAGAAGCCUAAAGGGCAGCAGAAGCUGGAGUCCAUCGCUGACAUGAAGGCCUUCGUGGAUAACUACCCGCAGUUCAAGAAGAUGUCGGGCACCGUGUCCAAGCACGUGACGGUGGUGGGCGAGCUGUCCCGCCUCGUCUCCGAGCGGCAGCUCAUGGAGGUUUCAGAGGUGGAGCAGGAGCUCGCCUGCCAGAACGACCAGUCCAGCGCCCAGCAGAGCGUGCGGCGGCUGCUGCAGAACCCGCGGGUGUCGGAGCUGGACGCCGUGCGCCUCGUCAUGCUGUACGCGCUGCGCUACGAACGCCACAGCAGCAGCGUCCUGCCCGCCCUGAUGGACGAGCUGGGCCGCAGGGGCGUGUCCGAGCGCCACCGCCGCAUGGUCCACUCCCUGGUGGAGUACGGAGGGAAGCGAGUCAGAGGAAGUGACCUCAUCACGCCGACCGAUGCCGUCGCCAUCACCAAGCAGUUCUUCAAGGGUCUCAAGGGCGUGGAGAACGUGUACACGCAGCACCAGCCGCUGCUCCAUGACACUCUGGACCAGCUGAUCAAAGGUCGUCUGAAGGACAGUCAGUUCCCCUACCUGGGAGCCAGCAGCCUGAGAGACAGGCCUCAGGACAUCAUAGUGUUUGUGAUUGGAGGAGCCACGUAUGAAGAAGCUCUGAGCGUCUACAACCUGAACCGCAGCAUGCCGGGGGUCCGCAUCGUGCUGGGGGGGAGCAGCAUCCACAACACCAGGAGUUUCCUGGAGGAGGUGAUGCUGGCGACGGGUCACAAUGGUGACAGAACGCAGGGAGGCGGUCGCCACGGCAACAGACGCUGAAGACACACGCACACGCUCACGCACACACACACACACACACACACACACACUCCUGAAACUGCGACAUUCCCUAUGUCUGUUGGAUUUUAUGUGAAACAGAAAAUAAAGUUUUGGAUGUUAUGAAGUUUGGUCUGGGCCACGGUCGUCACGGCAACGUAAACCUGGACUGUGUGUGUGUGUGUGAUGCAGAAGUUCAUCACACACACUUCAAAUCCAGUUGGUUAAUCUGGAUUUGAAGGAUAUUUCCACCUUAAACUGGAUUAAACCUGAUCAGGUUUCACGACAGCAUCCGUUUAUUUCCUCAAACGUGACUUUAAGAGUUUUCUUCCCUUCUUCUUCUUCUUCUUCUUCUUCUUCUUCUUCUUCUUCUUCUUCUUCUUCUUCUUUUCUUCCUUGCCUUUACCUUUCCUUCCUCUCUGCUCCCUGACACACCUGCUUCUGUGCUGCUGCCUGAGUUUAUUCAUCGAGAAGAAUCUGAAUUUCACGUCGUAAAAUAGUCAGAGUUCAUGGUUAAAUAGGGAUUAAAAAACAAACAAACAAGGAAUGAGAAAUUAUAAUGUCUCUCUGGAAUAAAGCAAAAAAAAAAAAACCCUGAAAUUAAAGUCAGGAUUUUCAGAAUAAAGUGAACGUGAGUUUCAGUGUUAAAGUGUCGAGCCGUUGGUGAUGGAGAACAUUUUUAAUUUCUUCUCAAAACUCUGACUUUAGUUUAAACUUUGUUCUGAAAAGACAUUGUAAAGACAUGGACUCCAUGAGUGUGUGUGUGUCAUGGUGUUUUAAUGUUCCUCCUGUUAUUCUGUUAUCUGUCCCGACCGAGCUGGACGAUCCCUCUGAGAUCAAAUCAACAACUUUGUGGUUUUUUUUGUUUUGUUUUGUUUUGUUUUUGUUUUGGGUGGAAUGUCCCUUUAAGCCUGUGUACAGUACCUGCUGUUCUUUAGUCCGGCCUGAGCGGACGUGAAUGUUUGAAAAGUUUAAAUUACAGUAAAUAACAGACAGUGA
Molecule: messenger RNA, 3001 nt
Organism: Myripristis murdjan (pinecone soldierfish)
Lineage: Eukaryota; Metazoa; Chordata; Actinopteri; Holocentriformes; Holocentridae
Gene: vps45
Product: vacuolar protein sorting 45 homolog
Exons: 16
Coding region: 299-2005 (568 amino acids)
Biological process (GO): vesicle-mediated transport
Source: RefSeq, a predicted model, not a curated record